This is a messenger RNA of Sporothrix schenckii 1099-18, 2004 nucleotides long. RefSeq lists its product as uncharacterized. NCBI's taxonomy places the organism in Eukaryota, Fungi, Ascomycota, Sordariomycetes, Ophiostomatales, Ophiostomataceae. The record is from RefSeq and is a predicted model, not a curated record. Bases 1 to 2004 code for a protein of 667 amino acids. The transcript has 5 exons. Gene Ontology annotation, molecular function: RNA binding. Gene Ontology annotation, cellular component: nucleus.
AUGUCCGUCCAACUCGUAACAGUCCCCAAUGUUCUCAACUUGCCCUGGGCGCUCCAGCGCGUGUUGGCCUCUGAGGUGCCCCUGUGCCCCAUCACAGCGCGUGCUGGAGUGGGUCUCUGCGCAUCUGGUUCAGGAAAGGGCGGCCCAGGCCCAGAGCCCAAGCCCCAGCCCGAGCGCAAUCUCUCUGUAUUUCCGCGUCUCUUGCAUUCCCAUCGUUUCUUCACAUUCAAGCCGUCUCACAUCUCACCAGCACAACUCUGCAGCAUCCUUUCCAACGCCGCCGGUUCUGCCCUUCUUCCGCGUUGUUCGCAACCCCUAUUGUUAUAUCGUCGAAUCUGUCUCCAACCGCCGCUGCCGCCUUCUUCACCAGAUGACCGCCUAAAUCGCUUCUUCGAUCCUCCGCCUCGUCUCCCUCUCGCAGGUCCAGUCCAACUUUAUCAACUUGUCAAUUUAGCAUUCCGCACUGCCAAGACGAUAUAUAGCACCUGCAAUCUGCGCCACUGCAUUAUCGAAAGCACCAGCCAACAGGCCAUCUAUCCCCGCGUACGAACAGCAGGCCACUGCCUCAGCCAAUCCAUCACCGUGUCCGACUCUCAGAAGCCUCCCACAGCCACAACCGGGCCGUCGCCGUCCUCCGCCGUCAACGUGAGUCGCCGCGCACCGUCGACCACUGCCACCGGCGAGCCCGCAACCGAUCGCGCAGCCACGGCCACGACGACCGACGCACGCGUCGAACCAGAGGAGUUGGUGGACGUCGACGCGGACAUUGCGGCCACAGCUACAUUGCCUUUGCCGUUGCUUCCGCCUCGGUACCCGUCACCGCCCGUGGGUCACCUCGGCGCCGCACCGUCUUCGUCUUCUUCGUCGACCCAGCCGCCCUCGUUCAGCUCCCUCUACCCGCCGCCACCACCUGGCCUCGCCUUUCAGGAGGAAACCAAGCGUGUCCUCCCAUCCGACCCGAAGCGGGAAGGUGAAUCCUCGCGUGGCACCAGCAGCAACAGCAGCAGCAACAACAAGAGCGCGGACUCUGAACCGCCGCCAGCCUACUCCGAAGAACCCAUCCCCCUCCCCUAUUUCACAUAUCUAAUGGCGGCCGCCGGAGGUGCGUCGAGCAUCAUCACGCAGGUGCAGCAAGGCGGGCCACCCAUCAACAACCUGAGCACUCGAGAGAUCGUCCAGACAACUAACCUCAUAUCAGGCGAUGUCGGCCUCGACGAGACGAUUGCGAUGGACCUGCGGGGCACGCGCUUCGUCCUGUCCAGGGACGAGCUGCUGACCCUGCCCGAGUUCGUCCUGCUGUCGCUGUUCCCCAACGGCCUGUUCCCGGAGGGCCACAUGGGCGGUUUUAACGAAAACGACGCCAUCCAGGUCGAUUACGACCCUGCAUCGCUGCAAUACAUGCUCGACUUCUUCCGCGGCGUCGCCCAAUCCAUUCCAUCCGACGCAUCGCCCAGUCCGGAGGGCGACGUCGGCGGCAUCGACCCCAUGGGCAACAGCAAGGACGACGCUUCCAAGCGCGCCGGUAUCAUCGUCUUGCGCGAGGACCUCGACUUUUACGCCAUCCCGCCCCGUUCUGGCUUGCAGCAGGCCGAGAUGAUGGACGUCAAGCGCGCGGCCGCCCGCGCCCUGCUCGCGCAGAACGGCAUCUUCUCCGGCCUCAAACGCAGCGACGAGCCGGGCACCACCGAAGCCCAUCUGAUCGAGAUGCUGACGGCGGGCGGCUUCGACCACGACGACGCCUGGGGCCACCGGGCCGGCGAGCCCAACAAGGCCGUCAUCUGCAGCCUGGCGCUGGCGCGGCUGCGGUCCGACAUCCGCGGCAACGAAAUGAGCAGCAACGCCGUCGGCAUGGCCCAGAAGCUGCUGCUGUUCUGGCGCAAGCCGGCGCGGCGGUGCUGGUGGGAGGGCGUGCAGCUCGACAACGUCGAGGGCGUCGAGGGUCCGCUCAAGGUCUGGAUCCGGCGGGUCUGGACCCUGGAGAUGAGCGUCAUCGGCCUUCGCUGA